CCAGUGGGUAAGUCCGUACAAGUCUCUUGAUUAGGCUCACGAUCUUACACAUUCGACUAGUUACUAGCUCUAUAUUUCAGUCGCACCUACGAUGUUGAGACGUCUCAUCCUCGCUGGCCAAUAAAUAGAGACGCUCGAGGCUCUGGAACCAGGCUGCGAUGACGAGCAUGUCUCGAAUGAGCUACCUACACAAGCCCCACACCUCCCCUAUGAGUCACCGAUUGCUCUUCGAGCAUCUGGACGAACAAGCCUCAAUGUACCCUGACAAGGAAGCCCUAGUCUACCGCGACGAGCACUUCCGCCGGAAGACCAUCACGUUCAAGCAAUACCAGCAACGAUCCCACGCCCUAGCGGCUAGGCUUCUAGAGCUGGGGCUGAGGCGAGGCGAUGCCGCCAUUUCUAUGCUCCCGGGAGACAUAGAAUACAUGGUUGUGAACAUGGCGCUGAAUCGUAUUGGCGUGAAUGCGGUAAUAAUAGAGCCCAAUGCUGACGGCACAUUACCCUUCUUAGAGAAUAUCAAGAAUAUCAAAGCUGUCAUCUGUUGUGAUCAGUUCCCGGGCGUGAUUUCUGCCGUGCAAGGUUUUAUCCAUAGAAAGAGUAUAAAAGUGGCAAUUGUGGUGGGUAUUGCGCCUGAAGGUGAUCAGCGGUUGUACAGUUAUGAGGAUCUUGUGCAGCAGGGCGAUGAUACGUCAUCCGCACUAAAGCAAGCCCAAGCGGAAGUCCAGAUGGACGAUCACGCCCUUGUGAUUUUUACUUCCGGUAGCACAGGAAUCCCAAAGCCAAUACAAUUUACCAACCAUGGUUUUGUAAAUUCGAGUAUAUUCUCUGCUCCUAAGUUAAAGGCGAGCUCUGAAAGCAUCUUUUUCUGUGAUGCGCCGUUUGAUUGGAUAACAGGGCUUUCCGUGUCAACUUUAGUGGCCAUUGUCGGCUGUACAGUGGUUUCCUUUCCGCCCAAAGUGGCGUUCAAAAGUGAAAUGACGGGCACAUUGCUACGAUGCGUAGCUGAAGAAAGAGCCACUCACGCUGUCUUCAUUUCCUAUUUCAUGAUGAGCAUUCUUGAAUACGAUGGGUUGGACACUGCAAGUCUAAGCGCCCUACAGUACAUAUCCACAGGGGGACAACCGAUCGACCCCACCCUUCUAAAGAGGGUCUUCCAGGCGUUACCAGCCCUAUGCGAGAUACAAAUCGUGUAUGCUGCCACGGAAUUCAAUGUUUUAGCAACUUGUGACGUCACCCGGGAGAAUAUCGAUUCUGAUGAAUACGGGUAUUUAGAUUGUCAUGAAGGGACGGAGCUCAAAGUCGUGGACUCGGAGGGACAUCUCGUACCCGUGGGUACCCCUGGUGAAUUGUACAUUCGCACGGCCGCCAUGCUCCACGAUGUGGACACGUUAGGACUCGAAGGCUACCAACGCUCUACCACCCCCACGGGAUGGCAGCGUACCAAAGACCAUGCCUUCCUUACAGCCAAUAGGAAGUUCAAGCUCCUUGGGAGAAUUGACAACUUGAUCAAAUGCGCCAGUGAAUCUAUCCAGCCAACAGAAGUCGAAAGUGUCCUAACAAAACACCCAAAUGUCGUCAGCGUCGUGGCUGUUGGUGUGCCUGACCAGCGGUUAUACGAGGUGGUAUGCGCAUGCGUAAUUCUGAAGAAUCUCCCGGGUGACGACGUCAAGGUGACUACAGCUGAGAUUGAUGACUGGUGCAAGGGAAAGUUUUUGGUCGAUUCUGUCGGGAUUUCUGCGCACCCAACGUACUAUGUAGUGUUUGAGAAAUUUCCAACGACCGGAAGAGGAAAAACAGAUAGAAAAACUUUAAAGAAAUUAGCCGCCGAAAAGUUAGGCUUAUAGGAUCUAGAAACAUGCAAUAAUCAGGGUAUGGGUUUUGAGCUUUAAUUUAUGGGUGACGUGUUAUUACAUUUAUGGGUGUUAUUACAUUUGUGGUUGUUAU
Molecule: messenger RNA, 1944 nt
Organism: Nematostella vectensis (starlet sea anemone)
Lineage: Eukaryota; Metazoa; Cnidaria; Anthozoa; Actiniaria; Edwardsiidae
Product: medium-chain acyl-CoA ligase ACSF2, mitochondrial
Exons: 4
Coding region: 159-1844 (561 amino acids)
Source: RefSeq, a predicted model, not a curated record